UUUCCAUGUCAACACCUACUGUUGUGUUUUCCUGCUUUUCAAACCAGGAAGAUGGAUCGGCUGUCGAACAAAUGGAUUGUUAAUUUGAUAGUUUGUUCCUUUUUCAUCGGUGUCAGCUGUAAUUCAGUGGAAAAGAAGAUUUAUGUGCACCUCAACUACACUGUCCCAUGUGUACGACUUCUUAAUGCAACACAUCAAAUAGGAUGCCAGUCCUCUUUAUCAGGUAAUGUUGGUGUGCUCCAUGUGCUCGAGUCAGAGGAAAACCUGGACUGGGUCCUACGCUCUGGUCCCAAUCCACCUUAUCUGGUUAUCCUGGAGUACCCGUUCUUCACCAGGUCCAUCAUGAUGAAGCUGAAGAACGGCUCCAGCAGGGUGGCCGGCGUUGCUGUUGUGGCGCCAAACUCAAACCCGCCUGAGGGCUUUUCACCACACACCUCCUGCCCCAAUGAGAACACAGGUGUGUACACAGAAACCUACGAUCCAGCGCUGGCUCACUGUAACGUGACGAUGUGGAACCCUCUGGGAAACGGACUGUCCUAUGAGGAGUAUGACUUCCCCAUCUUCUCCCUGAAAGAUGACAAUGACACUCAGGUCAUCCGGCAGUGUUACCAGGAUCACAACCGUCUUGUGAAUGGCAGCUCUCCUCAGUACCCACUGUGUGCCAUGCAGCUCUACUCCCACAUGUCUGCAGUCACCGACACGGCCACCUGCAUGAGGAGGAACGACAUCAACUUUAGCAUCAGCCCAGAGAUGGUUUGUGAUCCCCUGGGUGACUAUAAUGUUUGGGCUUCCACCAAGCCUCUCAACAACUCAGUCAAGGGCCACAAGAUGGGGGAGAGUGUGGUCAUAGCAGCAGCCAGGUUGGACAGCCGGUCUUUCUUCUUUGACAUCGCUCCAGGAGCAGAGAGCGGCGUCUCUGGGUUCGUCACUCUGCUUGCUGCUGCUCAUGCCCUGCGAAACGCCAUUCAGGAAGCCCAGCCAAACCGCACCAUCUUCUACACCUUCUUUCAGGGGGAAACCUUUGACUACAUUGGCAGUUCGAGGAUGGUGUAUGACAUGCAGAACAAGCAGUUCACAGUGGACCUGGACAAUGUCCACUCAGUACUGGAGAUUGGACAGGUUGGACUCCGUGCAGACUCCAGGCUUUGGCUUCACUCUGAUCCUGUUUCAAGGAAGAACAGUAGUGUCAAUGAAGAGGUGACUAAGCUCAUCAAUAACUUGAAGUCGGCUGCUGGAGGUGUGGGAAUCACAGCAGAAGAACCGGGUUUCUCCCAGCCACUCCCUCCCUCAUCCUUCCAGCGUUUCCUGCGAGCACGGCCAAUCCCUGGCAUUGUCAUUGAAGAUCACCAGUCUGCCUUCACCAGCAGGUUCUAUGAGAGUAUGUACGAUAACGCAGAAUACCUGAACAUCUCUUACCCUCAAAACCUGACCGCAGAGGAGCAGCUGGAGUUUGUGACUGAGACAGCCAGGGCUCUGACUGAUGUGGCCACCAUGGUGGCUCAGGCUCUCUACGUGCAGGCAGGGGGAACGGAAUCGCAGCUCAGCAGCAUUAAAGCAGACCCUCAAAUAGUGACUGGGAUGUUGUACGGUUUUCUUGUCCGAUCAAAUAACUCCUGGUUCCAACAGAUUCUCCCUCCUGACCUCAUAAGUCAUCUUGCUGACAGGCCAACAAACUUCUAUGUCGGCGUCCACCAGCAGUCCAGUGAGCCGACUCUUCUGGUGCAGUACCUGCUCGCUAAUUUAACAGGAAGCACGCCAAACAUCACUAAGGAGAACUGUCAGGACCAGAAAGAGGACAAGGACGACACUGAGAGCAGACACAUGUACACCUACAUGUGGGUUCAAGGUUCAGCGCCUCCCAACAGCACAGAUAGGGAGGGUUUCUGCAUCCGCUCCACGGUCCGUCUCUCCAAAGCGUUGUCUCCAGCCUUCGAGCUAGGAGAGUACACCUCCAAAGAUUAUUCAACCUGGACAGAGUCCAGGUGGAAGACCAUCAAAGGACGCAUAUUCCUGGUGGCCAGUCAUGAACUGGAGAUGUUGACGCUGGGUGUGGGUGUCGGCGUGUUGAUAUCAUCCCUACUCAUCACGUACAUUGUCAGCUCGAAGGCCGACAUGCUCUUCAGCUCGGGGAGGGAACCCACGAACGCCACCUACUGAUCCAUGCAGAGAGAACACAGGCCUACGACCACUACUACUACUUUUACUACAACUACUACUUCUAUCCCAAACAGACAUGGACCGGCCCCUUUUCUUUAAAAUCACAACACGAGUAGGUACACAGAAAGGUCAGACACAGCAUCAGCAGAGAGAGGGGUUUACUUUUUAAAGACCACGACUCCAUGUUUGUGGACUCACUCAGGUGAGACGUGACAUGAGGACUGGACUGGACCGGACUGGAUUGGCCUGAAUGGAUCUGGACUCAUCAGGGUCAGAAAACACUGGUCAGGCACCAGCAGGCCCUGCUAGUGGAAAAGAUGUUCAUAUUUCUUUUAUUAUUUUUUCCCUUUUAUUGUCCAAGAAUGUUUUGUUUACUGUGUCAUGGGAUAGGCACUAAACAUGGAGCAUUAUUUGAGCGUGAGUGAUUCUGAAUAUGUCAAUGUGAACGAGUGUGUGAGAAAUCGACUGUGUGACAUUAAAUUUAAGAGUGUGUGUGCGUGAGGAUUGCAAUGCUAUGUGCAAUACUGUAGCUGUCUUCUCUGUCAGUGUAGUUAACUUAUCAAUUGGUUCUAAUGAUAAGAAACCACUUUUUUGAGUCGGUCAACAAGUCAUAACAUUUAAAUUUUAACUAUUUUUCAAACUGUAGGGAGAGGUAUUUUGAUGAAUGGUAGGUCCUGGGAAGAUGACAACAGCCUAGAUAUUUAUAUCCUUCAGUCCCAGUACACAUAAAACUACAGGAUGUAGUUGUAGAGCCACCAGAAUUUCACAUAUUGUGAUAACUGUAUGGAGAAGAAGAUGAAGAAUCUCCCUGCAGUCUGGCGCAGCUGACAAACACUUCACUGCAUAUCGAUCAGCUGCCAAAAAAUCCAGUUGGACAAUCUUUUGUUCCGCAAUAACUGCGCUGGUACUCAGGCUGUGCACUCCUUUUGGUUCGUACCUUUUUGACAAGGUUUCUUUUAACCAUAACUUCUGAAAAUUGUGGCAACACAAGAAGAUUUUCUCUCUUUUUGUUGAUGAGUGUUCAUUUAAUGGCUGGAAUCAAUGACCAAUUGUGAUGCCUUCAUGAGGAAAUAAACAUGGCUUCUUUUCCA
Cheilinus undulatus (humphead wrasse) is the source of this 3248-nucleotide messenger RNA. RefSeq names its product nicastrin (gene ncstn). The record is from RefSeq and is a predicted model, not a curated record. The transcript is spliced from 17 exons. The coding region runs from base 52 to 2157 and encodes 701 amino acids. NCBI's taxonomy places the organism in Eukaryota, Metazoa, Chordata, Actinopteri, Labriformes, Labridae. Gene Ontology annotation, biological process: protein processing; Notch receptor processing. Gene Ontology annotation, cellular component: membrane.